Messenger RNA from Spirometra erinaceieuropaei, 8377 nucleotides. The record is from the annotation of a GenBank genome assembly. NCBI's taxonomy places the organism in Eukaryota, Metazoa, Platyhelminthes, Cestoda, Diphyllobothriidea, Diphyllobothriidae.
AUGGAGAUAAAGCCAUUGCAGCUUGAUCCCGGUCGUGUGGACGACCAGCAUGACAGGUUUCCAAAUGCCGUUUUUAGCGCAUCACCGAACUUUGAAGGUGCGAAGGACUUGACGGUACUUUACCGAUGAGGGCUUGGACCUCAUGAUCGGUCUGCUCUCCCACUCACGUGUCUGUGACCUGCCUGAGUCGAGCCGACUAGGGAUAGGCUUGGGCGCAGUGGGCGAUCUGGCAUAAAUCCACCAUCUAGUUCGUGCCACAUACAGGGGUCACCCACACAAUGGCCACUCUAGGGAAUCGUUGCAGCCUACACCUCCGAAGGGGAUUGAGUUAGUCCGUCCGCCAACAACCGUCCGAAGCACGACCUAGCGCGCCGUGGCGACGUCAGACGCGUCAUAGCUAAUGCUGCAGUAACUGUCAUUUGGACGAACCACCUGGUGCCAGUCGAUCCAUUUCUCACAGCAUAUUUCCCUGACUGAUGGUGGAACUGCGCACAUUAGUUAGUGCCGCGAGCUUCCACCUAACGUUUGGUGUGGUCGCGUAUGCCAGUAGGUAAGAUCCCGGCGCGAUGUAACUAGAGCAUGCCGACACUCAAUGCAGUUCCCAUUCUGGUACAGCGUAUCAGCUGCGGAUCCUUUUUGGUGGAAGGAUCCUUUAUAAAUCCCAGGACUGCUAUCGGGAAUCAUGCCGCAUGAAGAUCUAUCCGUCAAUCAGUUUAUGGGCACAAGGGGUAGUUCUAGCUUUCUCAAACCGGUGGUCACUUUUGGAAGUUGCAGAUCGAUUCCGAAACGACAUUAGUAGAGUUGUGAGGUAUAACGACACAAAGCAUUUAUUAACCAAACCUGGACAAAUAGUAGUAGCGUAAAUGACCUGCCACUGCACCGAGUUUCUCAAUCUUUUUUCAGCUGUUGCUGGUCUGUCAGAUAACUUAAGUGGCCGGAGAGACCACUUUUUCGGUCUUCAAAAUUGUUGCCUGGCCUCGGUUUGUUUCCCAUGUUUCGAUUCCUAGACGAUUUCGACGACGCUUAAUCAUUUUCAGCAAAGGAGCACAGAAAUGCAGGUGACCAUUUCUAACUAUAUAUCUUUUUUCCAGUUUAGUUUAUUUAGGGGGAAUGUAGGUAUGCAUGUCUGAACUGCGUAUUUGUUGCAGUCAGUGGAGAUAUAACAAAAGACACGUACACUAACGAUGUCACAACUUUACGGAGAGAAGAAGGAUCCCGAGCUAUUAUUAGUACCGACACGUAUGUUCACACUGGCCCAUGCGUUGUGCGACAGUCUGUUCAUGCUCAGAUAUAAUUUUGAGGAAGUCCUGUGAUGUCAGCUGUGUGAAGCGCCAGUGUGAAUGUCAGCGAUUGUGGACGAUGGGUCACGGACGGUGCUUCAUUAUUAGCACAAGACUUAAGGUGACGUCGGUCAGAUUGCCAGUUCAUACUGUUCAUGGACUGAAUGCAACGGCGAAAAACCAUCGCUACUGCAUGCAGUCACUGGUAACGUUCAAGUCGCGACCCCAACUAGUCCAUGAAGUUAGGACUGCCGUCUGUGCAUCGGGCCUCCUGUCGUUGUUAGUUGCUGUGAUGGUCAAGGAUAACCUUCACUUUCAGUUGGCCGUUGGAAGAGCUUACAGUUUACAUCGAUGAAGAACCGCCUAGCUAUGGUGGAACUUACUAUACAAGUGGAUAUGAAUGUGCAUUUGUCAAAAAAUAGGGCGGGUUCGUGUGAUAGGCCGCCGUUCCUUCCCUCUACUUAUGACAAUUUAUCUUCCUCAUGCACCGUUCGACCUAUUCUAUUCUCCGUUCAUUUGAGUUACCAGUACGAAUCUGUCAUAAAACUAGGCCACCAGCUUUUUGGGGGAAAUGAAGACUCGCGUUGGUUAUGUGGAAGCGCGAUGGUCCGCGUUGAAGUGUUUUUCAAAUCAGGGACCACGGAGACAUAGUCGGCAGGCCAGUUGUUCAAAUUCCUCGCAAGUAAUUCUAGUAAAGUUGACUAAGAAAUUACGCAUUAUGACGACUUCCUCUGUUUUGGAACUCAAUUAUUACUGCCACCUGGCAUAAUUCAUUUUCCCUGUCCUAAGCUUCUUGGGUGCCGAAAAAAUCCGUUUACAAAUAUGACUUGCGUUGCAACAAACUAAUAGAAAAAAUUUGCUUGGUUAAACGCAGUGUUAGCUAACUGGCCCUUUGCCCUCAUCCUCGCCUGCUAUGGUCUCCAAACUUUGGAAUAAUCGUUGCAGUGGCUAAACAGCAUAGUCUCAUAUUAAUGAAGGCGUAGUCUUGAUGAACAAGAAGUUACGUUGGCUACCCUCAGUGUGAGCAUUUAUCAUAACUCUGAAUGGAUUGGCAGCGCGCAUUGACUGGUCCGACUCUCGCCGAAAUGUUAUCCACUUAAACAGUGUUGAGCCCCGUUUAAAACACCUUCGAUUAUUAAAGAAAACUUGACUAAAACACAAAGGCACCGAUAGGGUGUAAGACCCCUAAGUGGAUGACAACUCCAAAAAUGUAUCCAAAAAUUCAUUGUGACUGUAUACCUCACUUAUUAUUCACCGUUCCCAUUGCUUGAAAUUUCCUUCCCUUCCUGACUAAAAUUAAACUUAUCAACGGCGCUUUAUUCAAAUUCCGUUAUUUUUUGAAAAUUGCUUUGUGUUUGAUUUCUUCUUAUGGCGUCCACUGUCUUUGCCAGAUGAGAGCAUAUGAUAAGACUUUCGGUAGAAUUUUAUCUUUCUUCUGUGUCUUCUUGCUCUUUGUCCUUUGUGUUGCCCCACCUUCGAAACGCCCCCCUCCCUGCCGCCAUUCAACGUUGGACACGGUCUACAGGCUGUCCCAAGUUAGUUGGGGAUCCUACAUCCCAUCCUUGCCAACAUAAACAUAAUUCAGGAACCACAUUCCGCGGCUGUUAUUUUGUGAGGUAUACGCUCAGUUUGCGUCUGAUGCACGAGACAAUACCUAAAAUCCAAUCUACGGCCGCCAGUAGUCAACGAUGUCAGAAGACGAACAACAUACGUGCAACCAUGGCGGAACUAGGUAGAUAGAUAGAUAAUUUUUAUUAAAGACCGGUCGGGGUCCCAUCAAAGCAAGGUAAAAUAAAUUUACAAGCGAGAUUUUGACAAGGUAGGCCGAAUCUUUACCAAAUGCAAUUCAUAGUUUCUGAAUUAGUAGUCCAUUGAGAAACAUGAUGAUUAAGGAGUGAAAAAAACUCGUUACAAAAAGUUAAGAAUGAUUGAAUUAAUUUUACAGGAGAAAAAAACCCUCAAUAACAAUAAUGACAGAAAAAAAGCGAGCUGGACUAGCCUUUAGGUGGCGGUAUACAACGGAAUGUUGUCGGUCAUCGUCAGGGUAGCAAUAAAUCUCAGCCUUGAGGGGUACGUAUGCGGGUCAUACAGGGCUGGCUUGCAUGUGGCAUUGUAUACGGGAUUCAAAACUGACAUCGUCUGGGCCGGAUUGAUACGCCGCAUGAGUCUGUUCGCGUCAGAGAGGCCAGACGAGAGGAACCCAGAUGCGAUCGGCCACAGCACGCUUCGAGCUCAGCCGAGCAGUGGGGAAGGGAGGUACAAUCAAACUACUAGUCGACGGCGAAUACUGAGGGUUCCGCCCUGAGCGUCGACAGACCGUAUGAGGUCGGAAUGCGGGAGAUGACAUCAAAAACCGCGAAAAUUGUCGCUAUGGGGGAGGAGGUACAAACAAGUAAUGCUUAAUCAUCCUUCCUGAAAGGCGUUUCAAUCAGCGAAGUCAAUUUGAAAUUCUGAAAGGUAAGGAUACUCGUGCGAUUAUAGUGUAUGUUAGUGAGGAGUGAAUCAGAUAGAAUUAUACAUUAAAACCUUAUCAAAUUAUGCGUCUUCGAAUGUUAGAAUAAAGGUCUAUCUUUCCGAGAACUUUAGUGCCUAGCUUAUCAGCGUAAAAGUAGACUAUCAGAACCCUGGUAUGACUUUUUCCAACGUAACAUCCUCUUUUGAUGGACAUGAUAGCACAAAAUUAUAGCUCAGAACGGUGUAUCUCGUGGAUAUUAUGAAUAUCCUGAAGAUUUAGACUAAAAACCAGCAAUACGGCUGGCAAGCGUCUGUUGCAAAUGAAGAUGUACCAUAUCCGCGAAAGUUCACAUCCUUCACUACAAUUCUGUAAGUUGUCCUUUCAACUAUUUUGACAAAAGACGUUCGAUAGAGGCAACUAAAUUCAGAACAAGGCAGAAGUCAAUUGGUUGUCGUCAUAACUAAAGCGGCUCACAAGGUAUUGCGUUGACUUUUGACGAUAAGCCUUCCAACUUGGUUUUGGAGCGGUGACCAGAGGGGUGAUCAUAAUUUGUUUCAUCAGCAUUUAAAUGCAUACCCACACAGGAGUGUCUUGUGCAUAUUCUAAUACUGUUGGGCGCAUGCAACCGUAAUGCACCCUUCAACUGAGAAGUCGGUUGGACAGCUCACUCGGUAAAAAGGCCACUGAAACUUCCCAAUCACUGUAGCAGAGACUUUCAGUGGUUGUAGUGACACGAAUUAGCCCAUUCAUACAGAAAUCAUGCCGGGUUAAUUGCCAACCACUAUUCUACCAAGUUUACCGAAAUCCGCCCGAUACUAGAGCUUCCCAGUCUGACUUCGGUGGGCUAAAUUCUACCUCGAUGGAGUACCAGAGACGGCGCGCAGUUAAUUUUCUCCAGUGUCAGUGAUCCUAACACCUAGAUAAAGCUUUUGCUGUUGGAUUAGUGGUAAAUGCGCAUUUGAAAUUUUUUUAUGUAGACUGAAACACAUAAUUUAACCUAUGCUGUCCGUCUGAGGGCCAUCGAUAUUCUGGUAGAAAGACAGGUCCAACUCCGAAAAAUCUAACUGAUUUGCGGAGUUUGUCAUCCAUUACAGAAGUGGCAUAUCCAAUACUGGUGACUACCGAUAAGGGCAAUACUGUGCUGCACCAUCUCAUCAAAGUGAUUAUACCUACCGGAUUUAAUCCAUUCUUUUCACAACCAAUCAUCUUUUUAUCCGCAAAUGCUGUGGAAAGUGCAAAGAAGUACAGGUAGGCGGCAAAGCUGCAAUUACUCAGCCAAUCAGUUGCAGAGAAACCGGACCACCUACAUUACAGCCCCGGAUCCAAUGGGCUCCGGCGACCUUGUAACACACCCUGCUUACGGAUGUAGCGACAGUCUGGGAAUUGAACCGCUGCAUUUUUCUAACCCUCAAACCCAUCAUGUCAGUCUAACAGGCUUAUGUUGCAUAUAAAAUGCAGUACCGGAGACACGGAAGCAACACAUCAACCCCAAUACUUUCCUGUCAGCACAUAUGCUGUCAUUCUUGCCUCUUCAUCUGCAUUUUACACCGCGGACCAAGUUAUAGGUGGAACAGUAAAGGUAAUUAUUUAUAUUAAGUUAACAUCACUUUAUAAAUAUCGGGGUUGGUAACAAAGGAUCCAUGUAUGCGUACCGACACGACAGGCAAUCUGCCACGUCUGACGACUGUCAAGAACUAAACUUUACAACCAAGUUGCAAUAAACCUUAAACUCCAUUUCCCCCAGAUGGCAGGAAAAUACACAUUCUGUAUAAGUGAGUGCGGGUCUGGACUAUCAGGCAAACAAAACAUCCAUCUCAUUACGAGCACUUUUGACGAAAGCGAAACGAGGUAUGGUGGGCUAUCCGCAGGUAGCGGAAGGAGUAUGAAAUGCUACUUAUGGAACGGGCCGUCGAUAAGCCAAAAGUGCUCUUCAGUUACAUCAACAGUAGGUUAAAGAACAAGGAUGCAGUCUAAGUGUUGAAAGGAGAAAACAGUGAGGAUAUCAUCGAAAAUGAAACAGAUAAGAUAUCCGGCGGAGUGUUCGUGGCCGACUGCAAAUCCCAGAAAGUGGAUUCCGGUCAUAACAGAUGCCUUUGCUCUGUGCCUAAAUUCAAACUAAACAUCGAAACGGAGGUACAACCUUAGAACACUCCAAUGAAUGAAGGUAAAAUCCCAUGUUCAAUGUUUGUUAACGGCUUGGGUGGCUGCAGAUGGAAAUAAAAUAUAAGGUAAUAAUUGAGACUGGAAAAAGCCGGUGACUGGUUUGUGACUUGAUAUUAUUAGCGCCGAAGUAAAUGUCAACUGCGCUAUUAUUGUAAGGCGUCGUAUAUUCUGGCUUAGACAAACGACGUCUCAGAUGCAAACACUUGCCAUCUCACCCGACGAGGCCGCAAUUUGUGCAACUGUACAUACCCCAGCGCCUAUUCCCCCACACAAAUUCGGAUAUACACGCACACAACGCGUAGACACGUCUUAACUCAGAUGUCUUACAAUAUUUCGCAGAUAUUUUUGACAAGAAUGACUAUUUUUUAGCACCAUCCCGGUUUUAAGUAAUUAAUAAUUAGCAUUUCUCAGGAAGCAGCAUCCCCGCACGCAGAAUGUCUUGUGGUGAGGGGUCAAAAUAAUUUACCUUUGACAAUAUAGUCCUGAUUUUUUCGCCCGUAUGGCUUGUUUGAAUGUGACGAAGAACAACACACCUGUACAACCCGCCUUGCUAGCGUGCUCCGCUGUCGUGAUCUGUUGUCAGGCUACUUAACAUUCAAAAUCUCUAUAUUAUUCAUUGCUCAGUUUUUACUUGCUGCCCUUUAAAGCUAAGGGCUCGUGAGAUAUAAGUCGUUAGUUCGUGAGAACUUUACCUUCCUCGUCAUUGGUGACUCACGACCUUAACGCAGACUUUAUAUUUUUCUGUCAUACUGAAUAGCAUAAGACGAACUACUUUUUUGUAAAUUUCUAUUCCAUUUACGUCUACUUUUCUCACGAAUUCUGAUAUUUUACCAUCUCUGUCUUAAUUAUUAUGUCUCACUCCAAUCAACAACUUGAUUCCCCCGCUCAGUCCCUUCAUGUCAUUAAUUUUACCUUGCCCGAUUUCUGUCAACACGCUGCAGAACUUUACUUCAUCCGCAUAGAAUCAGCCUUUUAUUCUGCUAACGUUACCAAGGAGUUGGCGAAAUACCACAAACUUGUGGAUGUCCUCCCCACUAGUGUCAUCUCUCAAGUUCAAUCCUUGCUAUCAAAUCCUCCUGCAGAUGCUUCCUACUCCACGUUAAAGGCAGAAAUUUUUUGACUUAAUUCUGUAUCCGACCGACAGCGGUAUCACCAGUUACUUAAGGAGGAGUCACUGGGUGACCGGAAGCCCUCAGAACUUCUACGUUGAAUGCGUUCUCUCCUUGGCGACAUGCAGGUUGACGAUAAAUUCGUCUAGGAGAUGUUUCUAGAGCGUCUGCCUACAGAUGUUAAAACCAUCCUGCCGUCUGUUUUUCAAGAUUCACGGUCUCACAACUGGCUGGAAUGGCGGAUCGAAUGAUAGAGGUGCAGCGGUUCCAGUCACCUUCCGUCGCCCAGAUCUUCUUAUCCUCACCGUCUGUUAGUGAACAUGUAAAGAAACAGGUGUCGGCUAUGGCGGAUGAGAUGGCCUCUCUUAAAGUACAGCUCGCUCGCCUAACUCCCAGUCGCCUAUGUCGUCGUCGUCGUUCUCGUUCGCGACCUCGGUGUGCGGAUACUUGUUGGUAGCACACUAAUUUUGGCGUAGAGAUCCGUCGCUGUUCCUCACACUACUCUUUUAAGCCGAAGCGGGGAGACUAAUCAGCCAGAGAAUAUAUGCGACCGUUUUAUCUGGCGCUUCCGUGUCUGGUCGCUCCUUCUAGGUUUGCGACACUGCGACUCGCAGACGUUUUCUGGUGGACACUGGAGCCCAAAUCAGCGUUGUUCCCCCAACUGCAGCUGAUCGUCGCUUCCCUAGCCCUGGUUAUCACCUUCAAGUUGCCAACUGUUCCCCCAUCCCCGCUUUUGGCAGUCUGUUCCUCACCCUAAACAUGGGCCUUCGUCGGUCAAUUACCUGUAUCUUUGUGAUUGCUGAUGUCCAUCAUGCAAUCCUCGGUUCGGAUUUUCUUGCCGAGUUCGAUCUCCUUAUUGACUGCCGACGUGCCCGUCUCCUCGACCGCACAACCGGUCUGUUUGGUCGUGGGCUAUUUCCCCUUACUGCCCCACCAACUUAUCUAUCUUGGAUACGGAUAUUGGUAGCCCCUUUUGGGAACUGCUUCUUAGUCACCCCAACAAAAUCAACCCCCAGUUUCACAUUGGUGAGGUCCAACAUGAUGUUGUGCACUAUAUCCUCACCUCAGGUCCUCCCGUGACUGUUCGGCCGAGACGACUAUCACCGGAGCGUUUUCAGGCUGCGAAGACUAAGUUUGAACACAUGCUGCAACUGGGAAUAAUUCGAUCGUCCGCGAGCCCUUGGGCAUCCCCACUGCACAUGGUGCCCAAGGCGACAUCAGGCGACUGGCGACCCAAUAGCGACUGUGGAGCCCUCAACGGCUAUACCAUUCCUGAUCGAUACCCUGUGCCUCAUGUUCAGGACUUUGCUGGAGCUCUUUUCGGCAAAGCGAUUUUUUCGAACAUUGAUCUGGUGCGUGCUUUUCAUUAG